CACACGCGGCCCGGACCCAACAUGGCGCUGUACAGCGCUGCUGCCGCCGUGCUGGAGGGACUGGAACGCGGCGAUGGCGGGAUCAAGAGCCUGGUGUACAACAGCCGCUUCCCGCAUGUCCGGCAGCUCUACGCCCUGGUGUCCGAGACCCUGCGCUACUCCCCGGUGCUGGAGAAGCUGCUGUCCGGCUCCGCGCUGCUGCAGGCGGAGAAGAAGCUGCCCCCAAAGCUGGCGAAGGUGCUGGUGUACGACCUGCUCUUCGGUAAGGGGCUGAAGUGCGGGGGCCGCUGGAAGGCGCUGGCCCGGAGGCACCGGGCCCGGCUGGAGGCCGAGCUGGCCCGCCUGAAGGUGCAGCAGAAGGUGAGCCGCAACGAGGACCUGCUGGCCCCGGCAGCCAGCCCCACGGCCUCCCAGCUACCACGCUAUGUCCGAGUCAACACCCUGAAGACUUGUGUGGAGGAUGUGAUUGACUUCUUCAAGCGCCAGGGCUACUCCUACCAGGGCAAGGCAGACAGCAUGGAGGAACUGAGGGCCAUCUCCAAGAAGAAAUUCGCAUCGGAUCUUCAUCUCCCAGAGCUGCUAGUUUUCCCUUCACAGACAGACUUCCACAACAACCUGCUGUAUACCUCAGGACACAUAAUCCUGCAGGACAAGGCCAGCUGUCUCCCUGCCUUCCUUCUUGACCCUGCUGCUGGCUCCCAUGUCAUCGAUGCUUGUGCUGCGCCUGGGAACAAGACCAGCCACCUGGCUGCCCUCCUGAAGAACAAGGGCCAGAUCUUUGCCUUCGAUGUGGACACCAAACGCUUGGCCACCAUGAACACCAUGCUGAUGAGGGCAGGGGUCACUGGCUUCCAGCUGGCCCAGCAGGACUUCCUGACGGUGGAUCCCAGAGACCCCAAGUAUGCCAGGGUGACCCAUAUCCUCCUCGACCCAUCCUGCAGUGGCUCAGGGAUGGUGACCCGGCAACCGGGGGAGGAGGCUGCCCCCAGCCCCGAGCGCCUGCAGGCUCUGGCCGGUUUCCAGCGCAAGGUCCUGAGCCAUGCCCUGAGCUUCCCAGCUCUCCAGCGCCUGGUCUACUCCACCUGCUCGCUGCACCGGGAGGAGAACGAGGACGUGGUGCAUGCUGUGCUGCAGGAGCAGGGCUCAGCAUUCAGGCUGGUGAAUGCCUUCCCCUCCUGGCCCUGCCGAGGACUCUCCACCUUCCCAGGGGCUGAGGGCUGCCUCCGGGCCUCCCCCAUAGACACCCUCACCCAGGGCUUCUUCGUGGCCGUGCUGGAGCGCCGUGGGGAAGGGGCUGCUGCCCUGAGCUCCCUGCCAGUGGCAGCCAAGGAAAAUCUGCAACAUGGAGAGGGGACAGGAACAGCAGCAGCAGCUCCCAAGAAAAGGAAGAGGAAAAAGCAGCAGGUGAAGGAGUGAAGUAACAUUUUGGGGGCUGCAGUGCCCAGCCAGGGAUGGCAGGAAAUGCUUCUCAGUGCCAUGGGUAUCCCAGCACCAUCGGGGCCUCUCCACACCAAAGCUCUGCAGUGCUGCAGCCGUGGUGGAACCUUGUAACAGCUCACUCCCCCAGGACAUCCCUAGGGACACCCUGGAACACCCUCAGGACAUCCUGCUCCCCUGGGACACCCUGCUGCCUAGGACUGAGUGUCACCCCAUUGCCAAGGGCUGGCCCUCACAGCCUGCUCUGCCCCUAAAGCCACCACCAGUGUCCUGCAUACCCUGGUUCUGUGUCCCAUGGGGAUGGAGAGCUCCAACUUUGUCAUAUGCUUCGUCCCCCCCAAAAAAAAUUCCUGGCCUUAUGUGGGGUUUCAGCAAAACCUUUGGACUGUAAGGAUGAAACAUUAAAGAUUUUUCUCUCUUUGA
This is a messenger RNA of Calypte anna (Anna's hummingbird), 1860 nucleotides long. It is a transcript of the gene NSUN5, whose product is annotated as NOP2/Sun RNA methyltransferase 5. Gene Ontology annotation, cellular component: nucleolus. Lineage: Eukaryota; Metazoa; Chordata; Aves; Apodiformes; Trochilidae. The transcript is spliced from 10 exons. Bases 22 to 1416 code for a protein of 464 amino acids. Gene Ontology annotation, biological process: rRNA base methylation. The record is from RefSeq and is a predicted model, not a curated record. Gene Ontology annotation, molecular function: methyltransferase activity.